CUUCCUUUGCCUGGUGAGAUUGGGAGGCUGAGCCCCCAAAACAGACCCGUGGCUUCCCCCUUCUCCCGAGCAGGGGGACAGAGAGGCCCAGGCCCGGGACCCAGGGUCUGACUUCCUCUAGUCCCGGAAUGAGCAUGCCUACCCUUUGCUGGCAGGUUUGGGUCUCUCACGCAGAGGAAACCAAAAGCAGUGAGAGGGAGGGAAGGCAGAGCGGCCAAUCAGGGGCAGGGUGAGGCUCAAAACCAGCAGGCUCCCCAGGGAACCCCACCGAGGCCCGAGCCAUGGCGGAGCUGCAGCAGCUGCAGGAGUUUGAUAUCCCCACGGGCCGGGAGGCUCUUCGGGGCAACCACAGCGCCCUGCUGCGGGUGGCCAACUACUGCGAAGACAACUACGAGCAGGCCACAGACAAACGGAAGGCACUAGAAGAGACCAUGGCUUUCACCACCCAGGCCCUGGCCAGUGUGGCCUACCAAGUGGGUAACCUGGCUGGGCACACUCUGCGAAUGCUGGACCUUCAGGGUGCUUCCCUGCGGCAGGUAGAGGCCAAGAUCAGCACACUGAGCCAGAUGGUGAACAUGCAUAUGGAAAAGGUGGCCAGAAGGGAGAUUGGCACCUUAGCCACUGUCAUGCGGCUGCCCCCUAGCCAGAAGGUCAUCCCUCCUGAGAGCCUGCCGCCCCUCACCCCCUACUACAGAAAACCCCUCAACUUCAGCUGCUUGGAUGACAUUGGCCAUGGCGUCAAGGACUUGAGCACGCAGCUGUCUCGUACCGGGACCCUGUCUCGCAAGAGCAUCAAGGCGCCUGCUACACCUGCCUCCGCCACGCUGGGGAGACCACCCCGGAUCCCCGAGCCCGUGCAGCUCCCAGUCGUGCCCGACGGCAAGCUCUCGGCUGCCUCCUCUGUCUCUUCCUUGACCUCGGCGGGCAGCGCCGAAGGUGCCAGUGGGAUCCCCCAGUCCAAGGGACAGGUAGCAUCUGUAACCCCGCCUCCACCUCCAGCACCUACAACCCCGCCUCCCCCAGUCUCUGCUGAGGUCUUCUUGCCGCCUCCCCCGCUGGAGGUCUCCCAGGCCCCUGCAGCAGCAGAGUUGCCCCUGCCCCCACCUCCAGCUCUAGAAGGGGAUGACCUGGGACUACUGCCUCCUCCGCCACCGGGUUUUGGACCAGAAGAACCCAGCUGGGUCCCUGCUGCCUACCUGGAAAAAGUGGUGUCGCUAUACCCAUACACCCGACAGAAGGACAAUGAGCUCUCCUUCUCUGAAGGCACCGUCAUCUGUGUCACACGCCGCUACUCGGAUGGCUGGUGUGAGGGGGUCAGCUCAGAGGGCACUGGAUUCUUCCCUGGGAACUAUGUGGAGCCCAGCUCCUGACAGCCAGAUCUGUCCCUGCCUCAGUGGACCUCCUGAGCCCCAAGAAGCCAGCGCCACAGUCAAGGCUGACUAAGGACCUGUCUACCUCUUGGGCUGUGAACUGAGUUCAGUCCCUGAUCCACACAGCAGUGUGUGUGUGUGUGUGUGUGUGUAUGUGUGUGUAGGGGGGCUAGAGAGAGGUGGUACCCAGGAGACUGCAGCAGAUGGGGGAGGGGGAACCUACCAAAAAACCAAGAAACUAAAAGCCACGGAUUUCAGGCAUCUUGCCCAGAGGAUACCCCCUAGCUCAUGAAGAGCAAAUUGCCAGCUCUGAAUAAAACUGCUGACCUCCUGAUACUUGCCCCGCGGGGCUGGAGGGCCAGGGGGCCGUGAUGGAAAGGGAGCAAGCUCUAGAACA
Molecule: messenger RNA, 1767 nt
Organism: Chionomys nivalis (European snow vole)
Lineage: Eukaryota; Metazoa; Chordata; Mammalia; Rodentia; Cricetidae
Gene: Abi3
Product: ABI family member 3
Exons: 8
Coding region: 282-1370 (362 amino acids)
Biological process (GO): regulation of cell migration
Cellular component (GO): lamellipodium
Molecular function (GO): SH3 domain binding
Source: RefSeq, a predicted model, not a curated record